Lactuca saligna is the source of this 998-nucleotide messenger RNA. The record is from the annotation of a GenBank genome assembly. Lineage: Eukaryota; Viridiplantae; Streptophyta; Magnoliopsida; Asterales; Asteraceae.
CCUCGCCCUACGAAUUCAUAAACCCUUCUUCAACCCUCUUCAAUCAACUUCUCUGUUCUGCAAAAUAUGAGUUCACUCGCUAUGAAGCUCACAAGAUCGUUACGCUUCUCUAUUCCUUCCCAAUCCAGCCCUCCAUUAGCAGUGGGCGCCCAAGGAAUCUGGAAGAAGUUUUACUCAUCUUCUGCUCCGUUCGACAGUGCUGAUGAGGCAGAUAGUAAUCCAGCUGAUACAAUCGACGAUGAUGAUUUCCUUCCCCAAAAGCCGGAGUUACAAAUGCAAGGAGUUGAUCCCAGAAAGGGUUGGGGGUUUCGUGGUGUGCAUAAGGCGAUUUUAUGUGGAAAAGUUGGGCAAGCACCUCUGCAAAAGAUCUUGAGGAAUGGUAGAACUGUCACCAUUUUUACUGUUGGAACUGGAGGAAUGUUUGAUCAAAGAACAAUUGGAGCCAAAGACUUGCCAAAACCAGCUCAAUGGCAUCGUAUUGCUGUACACAAUGACACGCUUGGUGCUUAUGCAGUUCAACAACUUGCCAAAAACUCUUCAGUUUAUGUAGAGGGUGAUAUUGAAACAAGAGUUUACAAUGACAGUAUUAAUGGUGAAGUAAAAAAUAUACCCGAGAUCUGCAUUCGUCGUGAUGGAAAGAUUCGUCUUGUGAGAUCAGGAGAAAGCAUGACCAGUAUUUCCUUUGAUGAACUACGUGAAGGGUUGAUUUAAAAGACAGUCAUUUUUUACUUGUUUGUAAAAUGGAAUUGACUCAAGGGUCUGAAUGGGUUUAGAAGGUACACCGACCCAAUCCUCAAAGGGUAGGUAUGUAAUUUUGUUGAAACCAAAUUUCUUUUUGUAUUUUAAUUGCUUAUGAUAGCAAAUUGUUUUAAAGACAGACUGAUUGUAGGUUUGAGUUUCUCUAAUCAGGAAUCCUUUAUUUGGCUUGCAAAUGUUUGUUUUUGUAAGAAAUGACAUUUGAUAAAAGAUUGGGAUCUUAAAGAAGUAUAAUUUGUAAC